AUGCACAAACUCUGGCUGUGGGCCAAUCAAUUACAAGGACCAAUUCCCCUCUCUCUCUCCGCUUGCCGCAGUUUGCAUGACCUGAGACUCUCAUAUAACCAACUGCAUGGCAGCAUUCCGCCUGAGUUGACUCGGCUCACAAGCCUAAAGUAUCUUUACCUAGGAGGAAACUAUCUGACAGGUACCAUUCCCCGUUCUUUAGGGAAUUUGUCCGCCUUAGUUGAUUUGUAUUUGGAAGAAAAUGAUCUCACAGGUGCCGUUCCCCCUGGAUUGGGAAUGCUCACUCACCUGCAGGUUCUUUCCCUUUGGCAAAAUAACUUAUCAGGCACCAUUCCCUCCUCUUUAGGAAAUCUCUCAAAAUUGACUGAUUUGUAUUUGUUUGAAAAUGAUCUCGCAGGUACCAUUCCCCCUGAAUUGGGCAUGCUCACUGAUCUGCAGCUUCUUUACCUUCAUAGAAAUAAUUUAUCAAGAACCAUUCCCAGCUCUUUAGGGAAUCUCUCAAAUUUGACAAAAUUAACCUUGUUAAAAAAUGACCUCAGGGGUACCAUUUCCCCUGAAUUGGGCAUGCUCACUCAACUGCAGCUUCUUUACCUUUAUACAAAUAACUUAUCGGGCACCAUUCCCAGAUCUUUAGGAAAUCUUUCAAAAUUGACAAAAUUAGACUUGUCAGAAAACCAUCUCACUGGUCCCAUUCCCUCUGAAUUGGGAAUGCUCACUCAGCUUCAAUUGCUUUAUCUUUUCACAAAUAACUUAUCAGCUAGCAUUCCCCGUUCUUUAGGAAAUGGAAAUUUGUCCGCUCUGGUUGAAUUGCCAUUGCAAGAAAAUAAUCUCACAGGUACUGUUCCCACUGAAUUGGAUUGUUUAAGAGGCAGCGACAACAACAGACUUCUAACUGGCGAACAGAUUGCAGUGGCUCCGAUCAACAGCAAGGGAGGUCAAGGGAAGAUCAGGUCAUGGAGCAAUGAAGCUGAUGAAGCCUUUCCAAUCGAAGCAAUGAGGAACCACACUACUCGCAAGCGACCAGCUCUUAAAUCAUUAGCAUGGAAAGAUCAAACCUCAGGCUGGCCAUGGAAGGUGGAUGCACCUAAUCCUAUGUUGAGAGGAAGUAGGGAUCCUAGACCUCAGAAGAAAUCAGAUGCUAGUCACCCCUACACAAAUAGUAAUCUUAGGCCAAUAAACUCGCAAGCAUGGAAGAAGAACGACUUUUCAUGCAGCAAUGACGGUUGGUUUCGUAAUGCGAAGCUUCUUGCUUCUGAUUUGGCACACAAUUGGAAUUCAAUUUUAAAUCCUAAUCCCUCUAUAUUGGAGACAGAAAAAUUUCAUAUCCCUAAUUGUCAUAAGCAAGGUUGCAACCCUCCCCUGGGUAAUGGGCCUAAUAAGUUUCGGAAUGGGUGGUUUAGGCAAGACAGAACCUAG
This is a messenger RNA of Cryptomeria japonica (Japanese cedar), 1416 nucleotides long. RefSeq names its product MDIS1-interacting receptor like kinase 2-like. The transcript has 2 exons. NCBI's taxonomy places the organism in Eukaryota, Viridiplantae, Streptophyta, Pinopsida, Cupressales, Cupressaceae. Bases 1 to 1416 code for a protein of 471 amino acids. The record is from RefSeq and is a predicted model, not a curated record. Gene Ontology annotation, molecular function: protein binding.